CUUCACUUUUUCUGCUCUUUUGUUCUCCAAGGAAUGACACUGAGACCAGAUCGCCCCUCUUCUUUACCUGACACUUCUCAGAGCAGAGCCCGAAUCAAACAGAUCCACAUCCCCGUCGUCAUCCCUCCACCGUCCUCGGGCUCCAACCAGCCUACACAGGGCAACAAACACGCGAUCAGGAUCAGCAAGCCAAACCAGCCGCUGAAUCCCCAGCAUCCCCGCUUGCCGACGCUGCCUCUGGUUCCUGUAAGGCCUGUGGUGGAAACGGGAGAGGCCGGACCCCCGGGAUACAUCCGACGACUCAAUGUGCGCAGAGGAGCCGAGGACUCAUUGAGCAAACCCGUCCAAGGGUUUGCUGGAGCGCCAGGCUAUCCUCCUCUGCAGUCUACGCCUUCCAAGCCUGAGCCAACCAGCCAACGAGCUACAGUAACACCAAAGGCGCCUCUGAGCCCGUUGAAUCCACGUGUGUCAGAAUCGCCAGAUUCAGUGAACAGGAGCGUCUCUGCAGACCAGUUCUCCUUCUCUGCCGGCCUCACACAGAGCCCAACCUUCAUUGGAAAUGCUGCCGUCAUUCGCUUUAACAAGGUGCUAGUCAACGAUGGAGGACACUACAACCCCCACACAGGAGUGUUUACUGUUCCGCACAAGGGCCGAUACUCGAUUUCAGGCUUGCUGACUGCAAAGCAGGGCGAGUGGAUAGAUGCCUUGCUCUCCGUUUCAAACCGCAGCGUACACAGACUCAGGAGCUCAACCAGGGCCUCGGACAGUGCCUACUGCGCCUGCGGAGGAACCGUGUCCUUCAGUCUGAUUCUACCACUGAGGAAAGGAGACCGUGUCAGUCUGGUGAGGAUCGGAGGCCAGCUGGCCUCGACCAACUCCGGGGAGGUUCUUUCCACCUACAGUGCCAUCUACUUGUACUCGCCGGCGGCCAGAAGUUAGCCAGAACGCAGCUGAGACGCUCGUCAUCAGACGCCCAGACUGGACAGAAUGAUGAAACCUUAUUUUACACUGACUUGCUGGGAUGCUGCAGAUUAUUAUGCUGCGUUGUUGUGGGAACACUCCCAGUAAUAUGUUCAUUUAAGAAGCUGUUCCAUUGCAAGCCACUAACAGAAAGACACCUGAGCUCAAGAGGCAGGGUUUGUAUCUAAUAUAUUGAUUGUUACAAUGAACUUUUGUAUCUAUAGUGAAUUGUUGUUUACCAAUAAAAUGCAUAAAAGCAG
Messenger RNA from Poecilia latipinna (sailfin molly), 1220 nucleotides. RefSeq names its product EMILIN-2-like. The transcript has 5 exons. The coding region runs from base 34 to 939 and encodes 301 amino acids. Lineage: Eukaryota; Metazoa; Chordata; Actinopteri; Cyprinodontiformes; Poeciliidae. The record is from RefSeq and is a predicted model, not a curated record. Gene Ontology annotation, molecular function: protein binding.